AUCGCGCGGCCAGACGCAGCCGGGAGUUUCCAGCGAGUGCACCAACUCCAACACCUGAAGGAAAAAACACUCUAGAAGAAGUUAAGAAGAAGUUCAAGUGAAAACUUCUCUUCAGGAAAAAGGUGAUUUGGUUCUUCUCCGAGAGUAGAAACACGCGGCUAGACUCCCGAAACAGCGCGACGGAGCGAACUCUCCUCUUCUGACGCAAAGUGCCCGUGAAGCUGUGCCGCCUUGCAGUCAUGUCUCUCGCACUCCUGUUAGCCGUGACGCUCAUUGCUCAGGCGAGCUGCCACAUGUCCCUGCAGGAUCCCCCAGCGAGGAACGUCAUGUGGAGGAUGGGCUUCUCCGCCCUCCCUGAGCACCGGGACGACGACUACCUCAUCUGCAACGAGAACGGAGGUCGUAAGUGCCCCCCUUGCGGUGACAGCAUCGACAGCCCCCCGCCGCACCCUCACGAGGCCGGGGGGGUGUGGGCCACAGGCAUCAUCACCAGGACCUACAGCGAAGGAGAGACCAUCGAAGUCCACGUGAACGUCACCCGAAGCCACGGUGGAUACGUUCAGCUGAAGCUCUGCCCGAACAACGACGUGAACGCCCCCGUGACCCAGAGCUGCCUUGACCAGUACCCCUUGCAGAUCGCCGGCCAGUCCUCCACGAAGUUCAAGAUCUCUGCCCCUUAUGACAGCCCCGAACAGCUGAGGUUCAAGGCCGUUCUUCCCGCCGGCGUCACCUGCGACCAGUGCGUUAUCCAGAUGACCAAUAACGCUGCCCAGUUCAAGCCACAGACCGUCAUGUUCCGUAACUGUGCCGACAUCGCCAUAGUCCCCGGUGGAGGCAGCAGAGGAGCCCCUGUGGGAAAGCCCGUGUCCUUCAACAGCCCUUCGGCACGACAGGGAGGUUCCUUCGGUCGCCAGCCCUUCUCCAACCACAGGCACUUUGGAUAAACAACAUCUCAUAGUUUUAUCAUAGUUCACCCUCCAAGUCCGAGCGUCACGGAGCCUUAAAAUGUCCGUUUUCUGUUUCUUUCUUAUUAUAUAAUUUUCUCUCUUUCUUUCUAUCUCUUCGCUUGCCAUCUCCUGGGCUUGUGUAUGUGAUAUAUAGUCCUUAUUUGAUAUGGAUGAAAUUAUGUCUGGCUAUUUGUAUGUCAUUUUUUAGUUUUCUUCUGGCUAUAGUAGAUAUAUUUAGCAGUCAAACAUCAAGGAAAGCAGAUUUUUAUUUUUCAUAUUAACUGAAACAGCUGCACAUUUUCUUCGUUCGAAUUACACAUUUUGUUCCAAACAGUUUCUAUCUUUUAUCAGCUGGAUUUAUCUCGCUUAUCAAUUCUAUUCAUCGUUUGCAUAACACUAAGAUGGAUUUAAAAUUCAUUUAUCCACUUUCAGAUAUGAAAUGAAAGAAUGAUAAUGUAUAUAUGUAUAUUUCGAUAAAUAGUGAGUGAUCGUAUAUGUAAGUGUUUAAAUGGCUAAAGCUGUAUGGCUGCACUUUUUAUGUAUGUGUGUAUGACCGAGUGAAAAAAAGCGAAAAUUAAUUGCUCUUUCUUAUACGAACAUGGCCUAAUUAUUACUACAGUAAAAUACAACGAAAUAUGCUUUACCUUAGCAGUGCAUUCUCACAGGACAGGCUUAAGAGGACAGCUCGGACCCUUCCCAUUCCAUCCCACAAGAUCUCAAAUAUUUGAUAUUUAUUUAUACAAUAAAGCUAUCUUGAUCUGAAA
Molecule: messenger RNA, 1711 nt
Organism: Penaeus vannamei (Pacific white shrimp)
Lineage: Eukaryota; Metazoa; Arthropoda; Malacostraca; Decapoda; Penaeidae
Source: RefSeq, a predicted model, not a curated record